AUGGCUGACGAUGGAAACUUCUCACCUUCAGGUAUCGAUCUUAACCGCCACCACGUCAAGGGCACUCAUCGCCAGAACCCCAAGAGCGACAAUGUCUACCUCAAGCUCUUGGUGAAGCUGUACCGCUUCCUGUCUCGCCGCACGGAUGCCAGCUUCAACAAGGUUGUCCUCCGACGUCUCUUCAUGUCCAAGAUCAACCGACCCCCCGUCUCGCUGUCCCGCAUCGUCGGCAACAUCAACAAGGAGGGUGAGAAGCGCACCGUCGUUGUUGUCGGCACCGUCACCGACGACAACCGCCUCCUCGAGUUCCCCAAGGUCACUGUCGCUGCUCUGCGAUUCACCGCCACUGCUCGCGCCCGCAUCAUCAAGGCUGGCGGCGAGGCCAUCACCCUGGAUCAGCUUGCUCUGCGUGCCCCUACCGGCAGCAACACUCUGAUUCUCCGUGGACCCAAGAACUCUCGUGAGGCUGUCAAGCACUUUGGCAUGGGUCCUCACAAGAACAAGAAGCCCCACGUCGUCUCCAAGGGCCGCAAGUUCGAGCGUGCUCGUGGCCGAAGACGCUCUCGCGGUUUCAAGGUCUAA
Molecule: messenger RNA, 582 nt
Organism: Pochonia chlamydosporia 170
Lineage: Eukaryota; Fungi; Ascomycota; Sordariomycetes; Hypocreales; Clavicipitaceae
Product: eukaryotic ribosomal protein L18
Exons: 3
Coding region: 1-582 (193 amino acids)
Biological process (GO): translation
Cellular component (GO): cytosolic large ribosomal subunit; ribosome
Molecular function (GO): structural constituent of ribosome; RNA binding
Source: RefSeq, a predicted model, not a curated record